Molecule: messenger RNA, 942 nt
Organism: Glarea lozoyensis ATCC 20868
Lineage: Eukaryota; Fungi; Ascomycota; Leotiomycetes; Helotiales; Helotiaceae
Product: Cloroperoxidase
Exons: 1
Coding region: 1-942 (313 amino acids)
Molecular function (GO): peroxidase activity
Source: RefSeq, a predicted model, not a curated record
AUGUAUUCGUUUAUCGUUGCUGUGGCAGUCCUGUUGAACCUCUCGCAAGCCUUUCCGGGCAUGGCUCAGAAGAGAAAUAUUGCCAGUAUCACAGGAGAUCGUCUUACGACCGUGGCCGAACCAGUUCAAGCUCGAGAUACAGCUGCUGCGUACCCACCGUUCUUAGGAAAGAGAGCAGCAGAUGUUCGCUCGCCAUGCCCAGGACUCAACAGCCUCGCAAACCAUGAUAUCUGCCCUCGCUCAGGAAAAGGAUACACGGUUCCAAUACUCACCAAAUGCUUGAAGGAUGGACUGAAUGUCGGAGGAGACUUUGCAUUAGUUGUCGGUACCACUGGAAUAGGAUCCAAUCCAAACCCUCUCACUCUUCAAUUCGAUCUCGAUCAACUCGACCGCCAUAACAUCUUCAUCGAGCACGAUGCUUCACUCUCUCGCGCCGACACAAUCGCUGGCGAUAAUCACAGCUUCAACCAAACCAUUUGGGAUACUGUUCUCGACUACUACACCGGGAUGUCAGAUACCAGUAUCCCGGUCGCAGCAAAGGCCAAAUACAAUCGAGUCACCACAGAAGCGGAAAGAGACCCAGCAUUUUUUUACGGACCAGUCCAAUUCGUUCUCAGCUACGGCGAGACCGCACUAUAUCUAAGCACCAUGGGCGAUCCAAUCACCGGCGUAGCACCAAUCGAGUAUGUUCGUGCGUUGUUCGAAGAAGAGAGACUUCCGUAUCAAGAAGGAUGGAAACCGACGACUACGCCUACCACGUUGGCGACACUUGGUGCUAUGGUGCUGGAGUUGAAUGCUGCAAAUGGAGAGGUGCUACCGGAGGGAUUGAUUCUGGGAGAGAGUAGUUUGAGGGCUGUAUUCAAAGGCUUGGAUCCGAUUACUGGGGCGGUUCUGAGUCCGAUUUUGCAGACUAUUUCGGGGUUGUUGGGGGUUAUUGCGUAG